UUUUAGAAUGUUUGGCUUGAACCCCAUACCUGAAUUGCAAGCUAAUAACCCUUCAAAUUUAUGGAUGGAAUAUUCUAAAGAAAGAGUAUGCAAUGAAGCAAAAACUUUGCCUGAUACACACAAUCAUCUUGAUGAAAUUCUUCAUCGUAUUCCGCCUGGCGAUGUUCUGCUUCAUUGUGGAGAUUUUACUAAUUUUGGAGAUUUGGAUGAGCUUGAAAAAUUCAAUAAAGAACUCAAACAACUUCCCCAUCGUUACAAAAUUGUUAUUGCUGGAAAUCAUGAAUUGGGGUUUGAAGAUGGGGAGGAUAUUAGUGGGAGAAGGGCAAAUGCUAAUAUGUGGAGGUUAGGCUCUGGAAGCCGUGGAACACCUCAAGGCUACAAACAUUUGACUGAUUGUAUUUAUUUGCAAGAUUCUUCUGUAAAGAUUUAUGGUAUCAACAUUUUUGGCUCUUCUUGGCAUCCACUUCCCGGAUUUUCCUUCUACCGUUCUAGAGGCAAAGCAAUUUUCAAUGAAUGGUUAAAAAUUCCACAAGCCGAAAUUUUGGGAGAAAACUACAAACCUGUUGUUGAUGUUUUAAUGACUCAUUCACCUCCAUUAGGGCAUUCUGAUCUUCCACCAAGAGGGGAUAGAAUGGGGGAUGCCGAUUUACUUAAUAUUGUGGAAAAGGCUGUGAAGCCGAGAGUCCAUGUUUUUGGUCACACUCACGAACCCAGACCUGUUGCUACAACAAACGGAGAAACUUUAUUUAUUAAUGCUGCAAUAUGUUCGGAUAAAAACACGCCUUUAAACAACCCGGUGCUUUUUGAUUUGCCAUUACCAGAAGGGGAGAAAAAAGAAUAA
This is a messenger RNA of Meloidogyne enterolobii, 841 nucleotides long. NCBI's taxonomy places the organism in Eukaryota, Metazoa, Nematoda, Chromadorea, Rhabditida, Meloidogynidae. The record is from the annotation of a GenBank genome assembly.